Molecule: messenger RNA, 867 nt
Organism: Anguilla anguilla (European eel)
Lineage: Eukaryota; Metazoa; Chordata; Actinopteri; Anguilliformes; Anguillidae
Product: mitochondrial import inner membrane translocase subunit Tim17-A-like
Exons: 6
Coding region: 119-619 (166 amino acids)
Biological process (GO): protein import into mitochondrial matrix
Cellular component (GO): TIM23 mitochondrial import inner membrane translocase complex; mitochondrial inner membrane
Molecular function (GO): transmembrane protein transporter activity
Source: RefSeq, a predicted model, not a curated record
UCCCCUGCACUGAACUCCUUCAACUCUCCAGUUUUUUGCUUAUGUACACUCUGUGGUUUAGAACAGUUCCGUGACGUCAGCCUAGCCCCUCCUUCUCUUCAGCGGAACCGAGAGGGAAAUGGAGGAGUAUGCACGAGAACCAUGCCCGUGGAGGAUCGUGGACGACUGUGGAGGGGCCUUCACCAUGGGCACCAUUGGAGGGGGGAUCUUCCAGGCCGUCAAAGGCUUUAGAAACUCACCAGCUGGGAUGAACCACAGAUUGCGUGGGAGCAUGACAGCCAUCAAGACCAGGGCUCCUCAGCUUGGAGGCAGUUUCGCGGUGUGGGGGGGCCUCUUCUCCAUGAUCGACUGCGGGCUGGUGAAGGUGCGGGGGAAGGAGGACCCCUGGAACUCCAUCACCAGCGGAGCCAUGACCGGGGCCAUCCUGGCCGCUAGAAAUGGGCCUGUUGCCAUGGUGGGCUCCGCGGCGAUGGGAGGAAUCCUGCUGGCCUUGAUAGAGGGAGCGGGAAUCCUGCUCACCAGAUUUGCCUCCUCGCAGUUCCCCACAGGCCCCCAGUUUCCCGAGGACCCGGCCCCGAUGCCUGCCCCCACCUUCGGAGAAUACAGACAGUAUCAGUGAGGGGAAUCCUGCCCUCCCUCUCUCCUAGGAUUUUUAAAAUACCUCCACGACCUCGCGUUUCCAGUGCCGACUCAAAUGGACGCCGGGAACUUCGGCAGAAGGAACUCUCUCCGGUGCAACCCAACUUUAAGGGUUACAUUUUUUACUUACUGUUUUUUUUUCUGAACCAUCAAUGCCAUCUGUUGAAUAGCCUUAUCUGUUGCAUGUUCUCCAGGAUCAAUUUGCAAAUGUUGGUGAUCAGUAUGAAA